AUGGUCAAUGUUGUUCCCCCAGAUGAGCACCUUUGCCCCAAAGGAGCCCAGGUCCAUCUUGCCAGUCUGCAAUGCUAUUGGCUGUCAGUGUCAGCAACAUCAUGGCUGGAGGCGAAGGGUAUCUGUCGUCAGGUGAAGGGUGGGGAUCUUGCCACAGUCCGAAGCACUGAAACUCAGACAUUCAUCCACAACUCCUUCAAAUUAAAAUCCACUGAGUGGGUCUGGCUGAGGGAUGGCAGGGGAGAAGGGACGGAUAGAAGCGAGGGUUUGGGAACAGGAAGCCACCCUGGGCAGGACAGGGACAGGGGCAGGGAGAGCCUGGGGGGCUGUACCCAGAUGGACCUGGGUUCACCAGGACAGAGGAGGAACACAGUGUGUGAUGGACAGUACCUCUUCCUCUGUGAUAAGGUGGUUACAGUUUCCCUGCCUUCGUUAGACAGCUACAUCACAGGUGUUCCUCUCAUGUCGGGUGUGUACGCCAGGUCACAGCUACAAGUCCUCCCUACAGUCCCAGACCCUGACCAAAAGAGAGUGGAGAUGCUGCUGUUUCCUGGGCUGUGGUUCAGCCAUGCUGGCCAGGUGGUAUCAGUGGAGCUGGUCAGCCAGCCCAGAGAAGUGUCCACCUGGGUCAGAGUUCAGAUCCUCCGGCCCUACUGCAGCCCCCACCAUCACCUGGUGCCCCCAGGUUGCAGUUCUCUCCUGAACCCGUUCAGUUGUUGCUCUAUCACCCCUCUGUGUAACACUACGGGAGGCUGUGCCCUGGGACAGUACUGGUGCCACCUGUUGGAGGCCUGUGUCCCUGUCACCAGCCCCUGCAGUCCCUACAACCAGUCCCCCUCUACAGGGGAGCGCAGCUACCCCCUGCCCCCCAGAUACCCUGACAUACCCCCCUUCUACCACCUGGUGGCAGACCUGCCCAUGAGAGUGGCUCCUUGCUCAGAGCCUGCUCAUAUUAGUGUAUGUAUCCUGCCAGAGAGGGAGAUCAGUGUUUACCCAGAUGACAUUCUGUCCAUCCAACACACCGGGAGACCUGGAACCUUCCUGAGUUGCCGCGACAACGCCUCCUCAUCCUCCUCCCCCUGGCGACAAAGCUACCUCUCCCUGCAAGGGGCGGAGUGGGGGGGCUGGUGGGAGGGGGGCAUCUCGUCCCAGCCGGAUGGAGGGCAGUGGGUGGACGGGGUGGUGUGCGACCUACGGGUGCUGUACGUCGACACACUGCAUGGGCAUGGCUAUAUUUCAAGUUCGGGCCAGAGUGAACUUAGUGGCUUCACUCACAUUGGGAACAUCAGUACGCCCAUAAGUAUGACCCCUGAAACCUCAGCUCCUGCCCCAGCAAAAAGUCACAUUUCUGGCCUUUGUAUGAUCCAUCCUCUGCCUGAUGGAGACAACCAGAUCCAUGUAUUGAUUGACAAUCCUAUACUGAUUGUGGUUAAAAUAUUCUCUGGAAAAGGGGCCACCAGCUCCUGGUUGGCUCCGGUGCUCCAGACAGGGGUCCCCUUCCUCCCGUCCUGCCCAGGAGAAUUACCUGACUCCUGGCCUGGUUGUGAGAGAGACUCCCCUGACAGCUGGUUCUCCCACAUGUCCCUGGUGCUACCCUCAGUGGGCGUCCACUCUCUAAACAUCAGUGCUGUGAAUGGAGUGAGUGAACAGAGUACCUGUGUACAGGUGUGUGUCUAUGAGCCGGUGGCUGGGCUCAGUGUAGAGCCACAUGGACAUCUGAGGAUGCUGGUGGACUUGUCACAGGCAUUUACAGCCAUGGCGGAGACUGGUUCCUCAGUAAAGUACACCUGGGUGAUUGACAAGCUGGAUAAGUUUUCCUAUGAGGGAGACACCUAUAGUGUGAUGUUCAAGAAGCCAGCCGAGUACAAACUGAAGACUCUAGAGGUCACUCUGACUGCUGACACCAUGACACCUCUGGCCGACCCAGAAUUCCUCUCUGUCAAGGAGGUUAUCGCUGUGGCCUCACUGCGUUUCUACACUUUCAGGGUCAAAGUUGAUGUCUCCCUAGGCGUCACUUUCAGGUGGUCUUUUGGGGAUGGCAGUGCCCAGGAAAACCACACCUUUCCUGCCCUGUUUGAGUCCCAGGACAGGCCAGUGGAGCGAGGAGUGAGACAGGUGUAUGUGCAAGACUCUGUGAGCCACGUCUACCUACAGCCAGAUGACUACACACUGACUGUACAGGUCUACAACCAAUACGACAGCAUCAAGGGGGCCAUAUCACUGAAGGUACGGCCUCCAUUGACUCGUAUACUCAUCUCCCCAUCUCCUCCGGUUCCCCUGGUCAACCAGACCUUUCUUCUUGAAGCCUCUUCAUACCCAUCUCACUACGGAAUCCUGUACACUUGGAACUUUGGGGACGGUUCAAAGGAAAUCCAAGGAUUCCACGGCGAAAUUAGCCAUGUUGCUCGGACCACUGGGGUUUAUAACAUGACUGUGUGCGCUAACAACACCUUGACUGCACUGACAGCCUGGGUGGCCGUGGCAGUGGUGGAGAAGGUAUCUGGACUCCAGUUGAGCUGUAGUGGACCCAGUGAACUGAAGUCUGCAACUGAAAUCAAGGGCAAAGUGGCUUCAGGUUCCAGUCUUCACUGGGACUGGGACUUUGGUGAUGGGUCUGGACAUAAAAACAUCACAGACAACUCUGCAUCCCAUGUCUACGAGUCCCCAGGGAGUUACACAGUCAAAGUGACCGUGUCUAACACAGUCAGCCAGGCUAGCCAGUCCAUCCGUCUGGAAGUCUACAGGUUGGCCAUCAGUGGAAUUCUGCCAUCGGAGUGUUCCGAGACAGAGAAAGAGAUACCGCUCCAAGCACUGGUGAAUGGGAAUGUUUCCAUGCUGACUUUCCAUUGGAAUUUCGGGGAUGGAUCACCUUUGUCAGUACAGAAGGGAAAGUCUGUUGUUACUCACACUUAUUCAAACUCUGGGGUUUAUAACGUUAACAUAACUGUUCUCAGUAUAGUAGGAUAUGUCUUUUAUGAUGCCAACGUUUGCAUUGAGGCCCCCAUUACCGGGUUAACCAUCCACCCAUCACAGGAUGCUGUGGCAGUAGGAAAAGAGGUGUGUUUUAAUGCAGUUGCUGCCCCCAAAAGACAGCCCACUGGAUAUCAGUUUCUGUGGCUCAAUCAUUCAUCCAACAGCUCUCCUAUAAGAGGACUGGCUCACCAUUGCUUUGUGUAUAAGGAGGAAGGGAUCCAGGAUGUUUCAGUGAUGGUAAGUAACAAAGUCAGCCAGAGCAUAGCCAAAGCCACUGUUGCUGUGCAGAAGCCUGUGAGUAAACCAUCCAUAGCACAUAGCAGUCAAAGCAACACACUGACUGUCAAUGAGAAGAUGACACUUUGGGUCAAGAGUUGCCCUGGGACCAAUGUUUCUGUGCAGUGGGACUUUGGUGACGGCUCACCACUGGCAAAGAGUCUAAAUGUUUCCCAUGUCUUUACUUCCGCUGGUAGGUUUACAGUCAAGGCCACAGCUUCUAAUGCAGUUAGCCUGGAUUCUGUUAACCUGGAAGUGAACGUACUGCUUCCUGUGUCAGACCUGGAGCUGAAAAUCAGCCAGCCAUUUGCGGUAGUAGGAGAAAAGACUGUCAUAACAGCAGUUGGCAAUGUUUCAGGUAAUGUCAAUUUCUACUGGUCAGUGGAUGGCCCUGAUACCACCACUGAGCUUGGGACGUCUCACUUUCAGUAUGUGUUUCUUAAAGCAGGUGUGUAUCAGGUCAAAGUCACAGCCCAGAACCUGGUGAGCCAACAGGAGGCAGCCAUUUUGAUUAUAGUUUUAGAGAGAAUACAAGGGCUUCAAUUCUCAAGUCUGAGCCUGACAUCCAUGAGCUACAUACCAACCAGAGAGAAUGUCUUGCUCACUGCGUCAGUAACACAUGGCUCCAAUGUCACUUACCAUUGGCUAGCCAACCAGAGAGGUGUGACCCAAACUGGCAGUGUUGGUGAGCAUUUUGUGUGGUUCACUGAAACUCCAGGUAAUAUAUCUGUUGAGUUGACAGCUUCCAACGGACUUGGUAAGACGACCAGCCGUAUUUCUCUAAAGGCAGUAGAGCGAGUUUCAGGGGCUAGAAUGUCUACAGCUAGAGACACCAUACCAUUAGAGAAGUAUACCAACAUCUCUGUAACUGUGGAGACUGGAUCUGACCUUCAGUAUCUCUGGAAUGUGAACUCAGACCUUUCACCCUUACAGACUGAUGUUCCUUUUCUUCUUUACAUGUUUGAGACUCUGGGUUCUUGUUCUGUCAGUGUGUCGGUCCAGAAUGUUCUCAGUUCAAGCAACGCCACCAAACAUUUCACAGUUCAGGAGGAGGUUAGAGAGGCAGACUUUCAGGUAGGUGGCAAGACACAUCCAUUCUUUAUAACGUCCAAUACUCAAGUUGCACUCUAUGGAUAUGUCAAUAAAGGGAAUGAUCAGCACUGGGAGUGGAAAGUUGUUGAGUGUACUGGAGGUGCUGUGGUUUUGGACAACAAUCAGUCAGUUAUCUAUACCUUUACAGAUGUAGGGGUCUAUAAUGUCUCUCUGAACGUCUCUAAUUGUAUUAGCUGGCAGGCAGUCUCACACAGAGUCACCAUCCAGGAUGCUAUUCAGGGCUUGACUCUAAACCUUAGCAGGUCUACGGUCUGCGCUGAAGAUCAUAUUGCUUUUACACCAUUCGUUUCCAAAGGAACCAAUGUCAGCUUCUCUUUAGCCUUUGAUGAAGUUGAGCCAUCAUAUGACCUUGUUGAGGUAAGCUUCACCACCUCCACCCUCCCAGUUGGGUCUCACUCUGUCACAGCCCGAGCCUGGAACAAGGUGAGCAACUCCCAGGUGUCAUUGACCGUCCAGGUGGUUGAGAGGAUCGGAGGCCUACGACUGGUCAACUGCUGUUCCACUGCUCUAGAAGCUCUAAAGGAGGUCCCUUUCCAAGCAAUUGUCACGAGUGGUUCUCCAACCGAUUACACCUGGACGAUCCAAUUAGAAGGGUUCCAGCCCUUACAGGUCAUUGGACAGGAAGUGAUAUAUACCUCACCCGGAAGUGGUUUGUUGUCUGUGGGUGUGAUGGCCAGUAAUGGCUUCUGCUCUGAAACCCUGAAUGAGACAGCUAUUGUUCAGUUGCCUGUGAGGGAGGUCACGAUUGUUUGUGAUUCUACAGAAAACUUUAGAGGCUAUAGUGUCAGAUUCUCAGUCACAGCAGAUGGUGGCAGCAAUUUGAGGUUUCAAUGGGGCUUUGGAGACUCAAGUGAAGGAGUUGUCGUCACAAAAUCCAAUACAGUGGAUCACACAUAUCUCACUGCUGGAAAAUAUAUUGUUCAAGUCACAGCCUUCAAUAACAUCAGCCAGGUCUCCACACAACUGCUCACUGAGGUGAGAGAACUCCAGUGCUCACUCCCUCAGGUCACUUUAGUCCAGGGCCAAUCCACAAUCGUCAAGUCUAGAUCCAGCUACUUUGAAGCAAGCGUAGACAUCAAAGGCUGCACCGCAUACAAGACCAUGUACCUAUGGGAAGUGUUUAGGGGAGUGGCUGUGGAGCUGACAAGACUGACGACACUCUGCAGUGGACAUCCAGUAACCCUGAUUAACCUGGUGGGUGUGACUACACCACUGUUGUCCCUCCCUAAGCAGGCCCUGGAGGUGGGCCAGUACUGCCUGGGGUUCACUGUCUCUCUCCAGGGAACCCCUCUACGUCUGUACAGGACGUCCAGGCUCUCUGUGGUUCACAGUUCCCUGGUACCCAUCAUCAGGGGGGGAUCGCAUAGACUGGUGUCAAGCCACAGUGACCUGAUCCUGGAUGGGUCAGAGUCCCAUGAUCCUGACGGAGAGGAAGGGGAGCUGAACUACCACUGGGAAUUCAUCACUGAGGUGGCGGUAUCUAAAGUUGCAGUGCUUCCUGUAAGUGUGGAGUGUGUUUCCUGCAGUCGUCUCUCUUCUUUCCGUGUCAGCCAGAGUCGCCCCAUUGUGCUCUCUGGUCGUUGUGACAAGUGUGGCAGCCGUGUUCAGUACAAAUGGAGCGAAAAGGAUCAGAACGGCGUGAUCCUUGACCUGAACAAGGUGACCACUACGGGCAGUCUCUCUCCUGAACUGGUGGUCCGACCGGGGGUGCUGCAGGAGGGGUGUAACUAUACCUUCACCCUAAAUGUUACCCACUCUGCUCGGGGAAGAUGGGGGUUUGCUAGCCUGACCCUCCUGCCCAACCCUCCACCCCAUGGAGGGGUGUGUACUCUUACUCCAGGCCCUGGGGAGAACAUACACCUGCUGGAGACUGUGGUAACAUACAACUGCUCAGGUUGGCUGGAUGAGGAUAGUGAGUCCCCCCAGAUUAUCUAUAUUCUCCAGGUGGCAUCGUCAUGCCCAGGCUGGGGCCAAGCCUGUCCCCUUCUCACCCUCUACAGGGGUACGCAGCAUACAUUUGGCAGCCUGGUGCCUCUGGGGGAGGUGGGGCCAGAGAAGGACCGGUCAAUCAUCUCUGUGAUCCUGCAGGUAGAGGACCACCUGGGGUCAAAGGUCACAGCACUUAACAGAACUAUAACAGUGCUGAGACCUGUGGCUGGAGAUAGGAUCACAGAGUGGCUGAGGAACAAGAGCCAAACCGAACUAUCGGGUUUACUUCAACAGGGUAACCCACAGCAGCUCAUUCCCUAUUCCAUCGCCCUCACCAGCCAGCUCAAUCAGGUGGAUCUGACUUUGAGUGAGGAGGAUCUCAGGGACAGGAGGGAGAUCAGGGGGAAUGUGACACAGGCGCUGGCCUCUCUGUCUGUGUACUCUCUACAGGAUGCAGCCCAGAUCAGCUUAGCCCUGGCCCAGUCCACUGCAGUCCCAAGUGAGGUGGUGUGUGAGGGCUGUCAGGAGAAUGUUCUAGAUUCUGUGGGGAGAAUGAUCAGGGUUAUGGAAGAGCAGAUGGGACUAGGAGAUGACACAGCCAUAGACACGGGCAGAAAUAUCCUCCAUGUGAUAGGCAAUUCGUUGGCUGCUGUGUCCAAGUCCAAGCUCGUCUCCUCUGGUCCUCACACUCACUCUAAUGUAUCUGAAACUGCAGUGUCAGCCCUGGACCAUGCCAGGGCUCUCAUGCGUAUUCUGAUGCGCUCGCGGCCACGCGACGAGGAACCCCUCUCUCUCUCUGCUCCACAGAUCAGUGCCGUUGGUUACCACGGAAACCCCUCGGAACUCCUCUGCACCACUGACCCCUCGGUCAACACCCGCCAAUCAAACCAGUCCAACAAAUGGCAAUUAAACCCUGACAAGUCAGAGUCAUACCCAGCACAUCCACCCUGCCAGUUCCUCAUUCCCUCCUCUCUCAGUGCCCAGCUCCAGCGUCAGGUCCAGGGAUCUGAGGUGGUACAGAUUCUCCUGGGUUUGGAAGGGGGGUCUGAGUUCUUCUCAGCAGCCAACCCACCUAUUUCUACUUCUCUGGCUGCCAUGGAGUUCACCACGCCCCAGGGACAGCCCAUACCCAUUGCUAACCUGGACACUGACAGAUCUAUCAGGGUUACUUUGCCCUUAAUAUAUACUGUAGGAAGGAUCGGCGCUGGGCAUCGGGCUAGUGGAAGUGGGUCUGGGUCUAGAUCUGGUGGAAUUGACAGAGCCGAGGGACGAGCCCCAAUGGUUAACUUUACACUCCGAGCCGAAGGGUGGCUGGAUUUUACAGUGAGGGCAAUGAAGAAUAUGGAUCCCAAUGCUGGACUGUACAUCUCCUUAAACUUCAGCCUGCUUCCAGGAGUUUCUCUGGUGGGCUCAGGACAUGUGAGAAUCACAGUGGCCACCCAGCCAGGUCAUCCUGCCUCCCAUGAUUCCCUAGUCAGAGAGCUAGCCCUCUCCCUCUCCAGCCAGUCAUCCGUGGAGGACACCAUCUUCCUCUCUCCUCUACUUAACAACACAGUACAAUCUCUCUUUGUGAACCUGACAUCCAGUCUGAGUGGAGCUCCAGUCCAGGCCUCAGUGUGUGUGUUCAGCUCUCUUUGCCAGUACUACAGCCUGAGGAAGAGGCGCUGGAGCGCUGAGGGCCUCCGGCCACUGGAGGGCAGCACCCUCCACUCAGCACACUGCCUCACCCAGCACCUCACCAUGUUCGGGGCCAGUCUGUUUGUACAUCCAGAUGCUGUGGUGCUACUGCCACCGUCCAGUGGUCCAAUGCGUAAUGUGGUAGUGGGGAUUGUGUGUGCUGUCCUGGUUCUGAUCCACUUCCUCCUGGGUCUGAUCGCCCACAAACUGGACCACCUGGAGAGCCUGAGACUAUGCCAUGUACCACUGUGUGGCCGACCUGGACGCUACAGCUACAGAGUCCUGGUCAAAACAGGCUGGCGACGAGGAGCAGGCACGACGGCCCACGUGGGCAUCAGUCUGUACGGGGUGACUAAAAGCGGUUCACGCCACCUGCAGCGGGAGGGGGCGUUCCAACGAAGUGGUCUGGACCUGUUCCACCUGGAGACGGACAGCAACCUGGGAGAGGUGUGGAAGAUACGCCUCUGGCAUGACAACACAGGUCUGGACCCAUCGUGGUACGUGCAGCAUGUGGUGGUGUGGGACCCUCAGACAGACCACCUGUUCUACUUCCUGGUAGAAGACUGGCUGUCUGUGGAGAACGACAGGAACAAGGGAGGAGGGACAGUGGAGAAGGAGAUGUUGGCCUCCUGUCCUGAGGAGCUGUCUCAGUUCCAACGUGUUCUCUCCUCCCAGCUGGCGUUUGGAAUGCUGGAGCGCCACCUGUGGCUCUCUCUGUGGGAACGCCCCGCCCACAGCCGCUUCAUGCGGGGGCAGAGGGUGACGGUGUGUGCCCUCCUGCUACACCUCUACCUUGCACUAGGGGCAUUGUGGUACGGGGCUGUGGGCACAGAGGGGCAUAGUGUACCGGUUUCGGCCCGGUUGCUUGUAACCUGGGAAACGGUUGCAGUGGGGAUGACUAUUGCCAUCCUGGUGUUUCCUCUCCAGUGUCUCCUCUGCUUCCUGUUGCGAAAGACUCACAGCCAGGUAGCGGAGGAUAUGUCAGUGCCUCCAUCCCCUGUGUGUCAGUCAGUGGAGAUGGGCGUCCAUCUCGGCCAAUCAGAUCUUUCCUGCUCCUCCUUCCUGUCUUUGCCUGAAGGACCUGAUCUGCCAGGCCUGGGUGGAGACACACCCUCUUCUCUGAUGGGAAGCAAGGCAUUCAACGCUGAGUUCUGGAAUGCCACUAACCUGGGAGUGGAGAAGGAAGGAGAUGGCAUGACCCUGUGGCCCUCCUGGGAAAUAACCUCUGACCCCUUGGGAUCAUCCAUGGGUCAUGCCCGUCUGCUGAAGAGGAAGAAAGCCCUGACAAAGCUAUGCCUAGCCUCACCCUCCUCACCCCGAUUUCUCAUCUCCAACCCCCCACCCUCCUCUACUGCACCUGUGGGUCCAUCCCGAUCCCUGUCUGGCCUGCAUCCAGACCACAGCCACGGACACAACCUGCAACCUAAUGUCCUUACCCUGUCUGAGGAGGACCUGUUGAGGUCUAUAGCAGCAGACACAGGAGUGUCCGACAGUCCCUCAACAUCAGACAGUGGCCGCUACUCCCCCAGGACCACCUCUCUGUCCCACAGCCAGAGCCGGGGCAGCUCCUGCAGUGGCUGGUCUGAGCUGAGUGUGGACAAACCACUCUAUGGGACAGAGAUCCACAACCCCCCCUGCUCUCCCAUCUCUCUGCACGGGACAGGGCUGUUUAGGCCUUCCUCAUCUCUCUCUGUCUACUCCAUCGCCAGUACCUUCCUACCCAGCCCCUCCCCUGACUCCACAGACUCUACCACACGCAUAGGUGUGGCCCGUGGCAAGCCCAGCUGGCUGCUACCUCCCUGGGCACUGCAAGUCAUUUACCCCCUGGUUGUGUUGUUGCUGGGGGCCUGCCUGGCGGUAGUAGGCCUCUAUGGGAGUCACUUCUCUAGCUCAGUGGUCCUGAUGUGGCUCCUCUCAGCCCUGUCUGCCUUCCUCACCUCCGCUCUGCUGCUGGAGCCUCUCAAGGUGUGUGUGCAGGCCUUGUUCUAUGCUGUGGUGUUAAGGCCUGUAGACCCCGAGGUGAACGAUCGGCUGGGGCAGGAGACCGUCAUUAAGAGAGAGGGGGGCAACCAGGGGGGCAAGGUGCACCCCCCUUGUGGGUUCGGCCUACUGCAAGCCAAGGAGGAGGCCAGGAAAGUGAGAGCGCUACGAUCCCUCAUGAAGCACUGUGUGGGCCACAUGUUGUUCCUGUUGGUGGUGUUGAUGGUGAACUACCAGGACAGUGUUCAGGAGACCCAGGGAAGACUGCUACACUCUGCCGUCAAACACUCACUGACCACCAACCUCAACACCAUCACUGGGUGGGAGGGGGCGUGGCAGUGGAUGGACAAAAUCCUGGUGCCACACCUCCAUCAGAACCCCGCCUUCCACCUGGUGGGGUUACCACGGAUAUGCUGUAUACACACUCCAGACCAUAAUAAUGGAGUCUUUCUGGGGAACAGCAGUUUUACCACACGCCAGCUUCUCUCUGUUCUACACAGCACACACUGGACCACAGCACAGUUAAAGGCUGUGUCCAUUGACUUCACCCAGUACCACAGAGAGACGAGUCUGUUUGUGUGUGUGUCUGUUCUACUAGAGAAGACCCAGAUACACACACUCAUCUCCUCCCUCUCCAUCCAUCCUCUACUCAUCCCCCCAUCCUCCUCAGGACCAGACCUGGAGAUUGCACUCAUGGUGCUUCUGCUCCUCUCUGCCCUCCUCUUUCUGGGGGUGGAGCUAUGGGUCAUGGCUACUGACCGUGCCCAGUACGUGCGUCAGGGCUGGCGCUGGCUACAGUUCCUCCUCGCCUCUUUGUCCCUGGCGAUGGCCGCGCUGCGAUUCUGCUUCCUGUCCCAGGCUGCUUCCUGUCUGUCUCAGCACCGCUCCAGACCAGACUCCUUCACUGAGUUCCACAGCGCCGCCCUGCUGGCCAGGAGGUCCACACAGAUAUCAGCCAUACUGCUCACUCUGCUGGUACUCAAGAUGGUGGGUACUCUCAGGUACGUGCGGAGGUGGGUGGUGUUUGGUCGAGUGCUUCAGCGGGCAUGGAGAGAGAUGGCUGCUGUGGCUCUACUAUUGAUCUUACUGCUGCUGCUCUUCGCUCACACUGGACACAUGCUCUUCUCCAGGUCUGUAGAUGGGUUCCUGUCUGUGUACCAGGCUGGUGUGUCUGUGCUGUCUGUGCUGCGUGGUCGCCUGGUCCUGCAGAGGCUCAGCAGGGCUCACCCUGUCCUCGGACCCCUCUACGCCCUCUCUCUGCUGGCGCUGGGAGGUUGGCUGCUGGCCCGUCUCUCUGGAGCUGUUCUGCUCCGCACAUACAGGGUUGUGCAGGCUGAGAUGUACAGGCCAGCCAUGGAGUCCCAGGACUACGAGAUGGUGGAGUUCUUCAUCAAAAGACUGAAGCUCUGGAUGGGACUCAUUAAGGCCAAGGAGUUCAGACACAGGGUGAAGUUUGAGGGCAUGGUGGUGCCUCCCUCCAGAUCAUCCCAAGGAUCCUUUCUCUCCACCCUCUCCUCCCCCCAUCCCCUGUCCUCCGCCCUCUCCCUGGGUUCCGAAGACUCGGGUAUGUCCGACGCUCCGGGUUUAGACGUUCAGCUCAACCUGGACCGCCUGCUGUCUUGCGUCAACGGUCUGCUUUCACGUUUCGACCGCGUCAACCAGCUGACUGCAGACGUUCAGGGUCUGGAGACCCAGCUCGAGGAGGUGCAGAGCAGGAGGAGGAAGAGGAGGCCGCAGAGACUUGGAAGAAGAGAAGAGACAAGUGAAGAAAGAGGAGUAGGUGGAGGGGCGAUGGGCAGGAGGACAGCUCUGCUACCCCCUCAUUCUCACAUCUCCCUCACUUCCUUAUCUCCUUCUUUAAACCCCAUUACCCUUCUCUCCUGCCCUCCCUCCACCAAUCCUUCCCUCCCUCGUGUUCACAGCUCCUACUCCGAGUCUGUCGUUCUCCAGCUUCACCCACACCCACCCAGGGACACUCACCUCUCCGAGGCAACCAAACCCACACAAAGGAGCCCUGGCCUGGGCUUGGGCACCGGGCCUUCCUGGUGUCCUGGAGCCAGGCAGUUUCCUAGACGUCGAGCCUGGCACUCAGGGAGUUCUCACUCAGCUGAUGCAGCUCAGAGGCCCCCCCAGGCCCCUGGUGGAGGUGGUAGUGGGGUCAACACGAAGGCCAGGCCCUGUAGUGAGGAGGGGGACAGGAGACGCGCCAGCGAGGGAGUGCCUGUGAAGAGACGGGCCUGGAUCUCAGAGGGGCCUGAGACAGACAUAGACUGAAACUGAGAGAGGGACUGAGACAGAGAUUAAAGAGCCUAUUACUGUGGGUAUACAGUAUCUAGUGUAUGAACCUCUAAGGUUCCAGCUAUGAAUUGCGCAGUACUACUUCAAGAGACAGGUUUUCCCACUGUUGUCUACCUCUUUACUAGAGCUUCUGCAUGAGGUAUUCUACAUACGUAUGCUGAGGUUGUAUACCUUGUACUUCUUGUGCAUCUACUGUAUAAUAAACAUUUAAAAUAGAGGAUUAUUUUGUAAUCUCCAAGAACUGUGGAUUAUAUUAUCCUCUUAUCUGUAACAAGUAGUGACACACCGCAUUAAAUAAUCAACAAGUCAUUUGUUUACGUUGUGAAUUUCCUCAAAUGUCAAAACAAAUCACAUUUCAUUUGUCUC
This is a messenger RNA of Oncorhynchus keta (chum salmon), 12612 nucleotides long. RefSeq names its product polycystic kidney disease 1b (gene pkd1b). The transcript has 37 exons. Gene Ontology annotation, biological process: kidney development. Gene Ontology annotation, molecular function: protein binding. Gene Ontology annotation, cellular component: membrane. The coding region runs from base 1 to 12222 and encodes 4073 amino acids. The record is from RefSeq and is a predicted model, not a curated record. Lineage: Eukaryota; Metazoa; Chordata; Actinopteri; Salmoniformes; Salmonidae.